UUGUUUCACCACAAGCAGCUCUCUCUCUUCUGUUCCAUUAUCUUCUCUCCUGUUCUCUCGGAGAGAAUAAGAAAGUUUGAGCCGUUGGAUCGAUUAUAGCAUUGUGAUGAUGGAUUUGAAAUGCGCUGCCGUGGUGGCAUUUGUGUGCUUGAUCGUGGCGGGAGUUGGUGGCCAAGCGCCGCCGGCUCCUCCCACGUCAACUCCGGCGCCGCCUACUCCUACCACCCAGGCGCCGCCUACUCCGGCCACUCCUAACCCUCCGGCGCCGCCAACUCCAACCGCGACUCCGGCUCCUCCCACUCCGACCGCCACACCGGCGCCGCCAACACCCACUUCUUCUCCUCCACCCAACACCACGCCACCCACGCCGCCGGCUCAAGCGCCGCCGGCUUCCUCUCCGCCUCCCGUCGUGACAUCACCGCCGGCUUCACCGCCGCCAACUCCGCCGGCGUCUCCCCCACCCGUCACCACACCGCCGGCCAGCCCUCCGCCGUCAAGUCCUCCUCCGGCCCCCGCUAGCCCCCCGCCGACUCCCCCAUCUCCACCGCCGCCAACUCCUUCCCCGCCACCUCCGGCAGCUCCUACACCUUCCCCUCUCGCAUCUCCGGCUCCGGCUCCCGACCUUAAGAAGCCCAAGAAGAAGAGUCCGGCACCGUCGCCUUCCACAUUCAGUCCCCCAUUACCCCCGUCCGGAGCUCCGGCCCCGAGCCUGGGAUCUCUCUCUCCUGCUCCAUCCGCUACAGAUCAGAGUGGAGCAGAGCGCAUUAGGACAGUGAAGAAGAUGGCGGCGAGCAUGGUGGCGUUUGGCGCCAUUAAUUUGCUGCUACUUUAGAUAUAUAUUAUGUGCGGAUGGAGUUGCCAUCAGGGUGAUGAUGAUGGCCGGCCUAUCUUACAUCUAUUUGAUCUACCUGCAUUUAUUUACUUUGAUUCUUUGAGAUUAUUGGAGCUUUUUGUAUUGAGCUGUUUGCUUUUGAAUUCAUAAUUUCAUUCGGAUAAUAGACUCCAUCUAUUUUUAGUUAUUUUCCAUAUAUAUAAAUAUAUCCAUGCAUGCUUGCUUCA
Messenger RNA from Ipomoea triloba (trilobed morning glory), 1059 nucleotides. Its product is annotated as vegetative cell wall protein gp1. Lineage: Eukaryota; Viridiplantae; Streptophyta; Magnoliopsida; Solanales; Convolvulaceae. The record is from RefSeq and is a predicted model, not a curated record. Gene Ontology annotation, cellular component: plasma membrane. The transcript is spliced from 2 exons. Bases 107 to 832 code for a protein of 241 amino acids.